UGUCUCUACUGUGCGGCAAGUUAAUGUACCGUUCAGUAUACUACAAUACCUACCAACCGAUAGUACAGAAUGAAAACUUCCUUAACCGUACCCGAAUACGUGCGGGAUGCCCUAAACAGCGUGGCACAAAAGUUGGGCUUCGUCAGUAAUCAACAUUCGGUGGAUUAUGAUUUUCGUACCAACGAAAACAAUCGUUCGGUGGUGUCCGUUUUUUACCGGGUGACAUUUCGCGAAGAACCACGUGAAGUGACCGUGUUGUGUAAAGUGCCACCUUCCGAUGCUGACGAUAUCAUGCUGGCGAUGUUUGAGCGUGAGGUGUUCGUCUAUGGGAAACUUUUGCCUGCUUUCGAACAGUUUCAGCGUACCAAGCGGGAAGCGACACCCGACACAUCAGCUGCCGAGGAGGAGAUGGUAUCCUUUGGACCGUUGUGCUACCAUGCGCACUGUGACGCGAAAAAGGGUGAAGGAAUCAUCAUACUAGAAGAUGUGCAAAGGCGUGGAUUUACCAACCGGCACAAAUUUGAACCCAUGGACUAUGAUCAUGCUCGACUGGCGAUGAUGCAAUUGGGACGAUUUCAUGCCAUUUCUCUAGCGCUCAAGAAGCAACAGCCGGAAUUGUUUGAACAGUAUCGAUACAUGGGUGAUGUUACCGGCGAGCGGGUACUAGCGAUGGAAGGGUUCGAGCAGGCAAUGGAACAAGCAUUCGAAAGUGCGUCGGCCACGCUGAAUCCGGGCGAUGUGGGAAGGCGCGAAAAGUUGGCACGUCUUCGUGGAUCAUUUGCCGAGGAGCUACAGAACAUCAACGACACCGCACUGUCGGAACCGUUCUGUGUAGUUUGUCACGGAGAUUAUGCCGGAGAUAAUAUGAUGUUUUCGUACAAUGGUGGAUUUCCCAACCGAAUGGUACUGCUCGAUUGGCAGCUGGCAAAGUAUGGAUCGCCGGCAUUGGAUUUUGUACACACCGUCUUUCUGUCGACGGAUGAAACGUUUCGUCGCAAUCACUACGACAACAUGCUGCAGACUUACCACCAUGCGUUACUGAGCCAUCUUGAGCGACUCGGCGACGAUAGUGCAACGGAAUGGUUCCCGCUGACAGUACUGAUGCGACUGAUCAAAUUACAGGCCCGACAGGCAUUGGUGCUUGGUAUGCUUCACAUCCCACUAACAGUGGCAAGCGAAGAAGCUACGGCUUUGGCGGAAGACGAAACUGAUGAAGCCCGUGAAGAUACCAGCUCGAUUCAGAUAAGUGAUACGAGCGAUGCAAAGUAUCAGACACGCAUGGCCGGUCUGUUGAAGGAUGUGUUCCGAUUGGGCUUUCUUUAACGGGCAAGUGGGAAGGCAAUACUAUAAAAUGUUGACUUUUAAUGUGAGAAAAAAAACUUUAAUAAAAUAA
This is a messenger RNA of Anopheles funestus (African malaria mosquito), 1393 nucleotides long. RefSeq lists its product as uncharacterized. The transcript is spliced from 2 exons. The coding region runs from base 70 to 1323 and encodes 417 amino acids. Lineage: Eukaryota; Metazoa; Arthropoda; Insecta; Diptera; Culicidae. The record is from RefSeq and is a predicted model, not a curated record.